This is a messenger RNA of Salvelinus fontinalis (brook trout), 2200 nucleotides long. RefSeq names its product lipase member H-like. Gene Ontology annotation, molecular function: lipase activity; carboxylic ester hydrolase activity. Bases 141 to 1508 code for a protein of 455 amino acids. Lineage: Eukaryota; Metazoa; Chordata; Actinopteri; Salmoniformes; Salmonidae. The record is from RefSeq and is a predicted model, not a curated record. The transcript is spliced from 11 exons. Gene Ontology annotation, biological process: lipid metabolic process.
CUCUCUCUGCUCUCUCUCUCCCUCCCGCCUCAAUCUCUGUUUUACUAAGAGCUCCCAGUCUUUCCUCUCUCAUACAAGGCUCCCCUAGUAUUGUCCGUUCUUCUCUCCCUCAUUCUUUCCUUCUUUCUUUUGGUUGUAGGAUGUUACUCUGGCGACUCUUUGGUUUGAUGGGCUUCCUAACGCUUUGCAAAGGCCAGGAUAGUGGUGUAGGAGCACUGUGUGAUGACUUUACAGACCUGGACUUCCAUGAGUGCUUCCUCGGGACCACCCUGAACAUUAAGCUGCUGCUCUACACCAAGUAUAACCUACGCUGUGGCAGAGAGUUGAACCACCACCAGCUGUCCUCCCAGCCACUCUUCAACCUCUCCCUGCCCACGGCUUUCGUCAUCCACGGCUACCGGCCCACCAGGGCCCCUCCGUUCUGGGUGGACCACGUCGUCCAGCUGCUGUCUGAGCAGGAGGACAUGAACAUCUUGGUAGUGGACUGGAACAGAGGAGCUGCUAACCUCAACUACUUCACUACUGUGACCAACACACGACAGGCUGCCAACAACCUCACCGGCUUCAUACUCAACAUGCAGGCAGAGGGAGCGCCUCUGAGUUCGGUCCACCUGAUCGGGUCGAGUCUGGGAGCUCACCUGGCUGGGUUCGUAGGAGCAAACCUGAAGGGCAAGAUCGGCCGCAUCACAGGUCUGGACCCAGCGGGGCCCAUGUUCACUGGAGCGACACCUGAGGAGAGACUAGACCCUUCAGACGCCAUGUUUGUAGAUGUACUACACACUGACAUGAACUCGUUUGGUCUCAGAGGUCAACAUGGUCAUAUUGACUACUACGCCAACGGAGGAUCUGACCAGCCAGGCUGCCCCAAGACCAUCUUCUCAGGGAAGUCAUAUUUCAUGUGUGACCACCAGCGCUCUGUGUUCCUGUACCUGUGUGCUCUCAACCGAACCUGCAGUCUCACAGCCUACCCCUGCUCCUCCUACAGCGACUUCCUGGACGGCCAGUGCCUGCAGUGUGAGGCUUUUAAGCCCGCACCCUGCCCUAUGCUAGGUUAUGACGUCAGCAGGUGGAGGGAUAUUCUGCUGCGAUUGGGUCAGACCAAGGUAUACUUCACCACCACUGCCACGUUGCCCUAUAAAAAGGUCAGCUACAGGGUGGACAUGGUGACAUGGAACAGGUACCCACGCUGGGGAGUCCUCAUCCUCAGACUCCACAGUGGCAGGAACUUCACUGAGGCACGCAUUGACCGUAAGCUGUUCAGGUUUGAGAAGUACACCUCCACCCGUCUGUUGGUCCAGUUUGAUGAGGACCUUCAGCCCAUACAGAAGAUAUCCCUCAGCAUUGCUACCAGAAACGUGAUAGGCCCUCGCUACAAAAUCCGACUAAUCCGCAUCCGCCUCGCCCCCCUGGAGCAACCCGACAGGCCGCUGAUGUGUCGCUAUGACAUCAUCAUGGAGGAGAAUAUUGAGGUGGCGUUCCGCCCUCUGCCCUGCGACCCUCGUCUCUGAGCCACCACCAGAGGGCACUCUCCUCACACACAGGGCCUCCCCAGCCACACACCCAAAUGAACCACAAGGGGCAGACAGUUGACAUCGUCCCCCCCACACUGCUUCUGCCGUUGUAUGAUCUAGCCAGGCUGCAGGAUCACAUGCUUUGGCAUAGACGGUGAAGACUAGGUGGAGCCAACACUGUGUUUCUUACAGCUCUCCAGUUCUAUGAGAUCUGAUUGCAGUGUGGAUUAGGGGUCAUCUUGGUGGAAAACACAACAGAACACUGGUGAACCAUACAGAGAUAAGUGAAGAGCUGAAUAAUGAUGUCGCGGAUCAGUGGGGUUGCUGGGAGUUUUCCUCUCUCUUUCACGGCUCUCUAGUUCUGUGCCUUAUGAAGGUUGAUGGUGUUUCUAUGACAGUUCUCUAUUUUAAUGCAGUCAGAGGGCAUUCAUAACCUGCUAUAACCAGUCAUAUGAUGUUGUAACUCUUCAGUGUAGUUCCUGGUUUGUGUCAGUGUCUUGUGCAUGUGUAUUGCAGCACUGACAUAACUGAGCAGGUUAAAAAAACAACUUGAAACAAUGAAAUUGUAUUAAAAGUGGAAAUGUUUUUAUAAAUGAUAUUUAAAAAAUUAUGGUACAGUGGUGUAAUCUUAUUUUUGUAAAGACUUUGUUUCUACCUACAUUGUUUGAAAUAAAUACACCAUGUGUUUC